AUGAGUCCCAACGUCCCUCGCGAAUUGGAGCUCCAGCUUCCACCUCAGGCCCCUUCUCCGACCCAUAGCUCUCAACACGCCGGUGUGAAAUCACAGUCGUACCACAGCCGGGAUCAGUCAAAGUCGAGCCCAGUGCCUGAUGAUGAGCCGCACAGCUUUGACGACGUAGACAUCACGGGCCUCCAGCCUCCUCCUUCUGCCUUGACACCAACCUCUGCUACGGCCUAUGACCCCCAGGCGCCUUCCCCACUCGACGACUUUCCGCGUUCUGGCCGCAGCAGUCACCAGCGCAGCUUGACGGGCACAAUCUUCGACAACCUCAACCGCGCCACCUCGACAAUCCAGCAACAUACUUCACGCGCAUCCUCACCAUCCAAAUCCUUGGCAAGCUUCAUCCCGUCACGAGCCGCCGUCGAAUCAAACGCUAGCCAGCCCAAGAUUAGGGCCAUACAGAACUGGUUCAGCGGCUCUUCGUCUGUAAAGCUCGGUGCAUCACCGCGCCAGGACGACUAUUCCGACUCCGAGUCCGGGUCUGGAGAGGAAUACGACUCGGAAUCCGAAUCUGAGGAAGAGGAGGAGGAAGAAGACCGAAGCAGUAUGAUGGCUAACAUCUUCAACCGUGGAUCCUCGCUUACCAGAGGAGCGUCCGAGACCCCUAGGCGAUCAGACGAAACUCAGACACAGACCAAGGCGCCGGCCCAGCCGACUGCCGGCAGCAAGUUCGCGUGGUUGUUGUCCACACAAAAGAGCGCCGCCACGCCGUCGCCACAACCAUCACCCACCUACCACAACCCCGAUGACGAGCUCAUCAACCUCAAAAUCUCCCAGGCCCUCUUUCCACACGGACCUGCCGAUCCGCUAGCUCCGUCGUCCUUCCACGAUCUCCUCACCAAUGCCGAAGCGCUGCUCUCUCGCUACCAGUCUGCCUACCGCCAACUCUCGACCGCGUUAGUCGAUGCACAGUCUGAACAAAGUGCGCAGGAGGAUGAGCUCGACGAGGUCGAGACGCGAGCCCGUCAUCUGAAGAUGCAGCUCGAGAGCAUGGCAAGGCGCGCAGAUGACCAGGAUGAGCAGAUGCGCAGUCUGAUGGAAGACCUCGCGUUUGAGCGAAAGGCCCGACAAGAGGAAGAGGCAGCCCGCAAGAGGAGUCUGGCUCUCAUCAGACAGUGCGAGCACACCACCUGCCAGGAAACGACGCGACGACACAACCGCAUCUCCGGCUCAGAACUCAGCGUCGACUCCGGCUUUGAAUCGGAGGCCGAAACCGAUGCUGCCAGCGUCUUCUCCCGCAACUGCCUCAGCCCCACCGGCACCGACCGCUCCUCCGUCCUCGACAGCGAAGUCCACGACGCGACACCCAAGGGCCGGAAACCCCAGCCCUUGCAACGCGGCGGCACAUCCACCAAGUCUCGCCAGAGCAAAGUGGAAAUACGCACGUGGGGCUGCGAAAAUUGCGAAGGCGGUGCACAAUCCGCAGUCUGGGGCCGCCUCGCAAGGGAACGCGAGGAGAACCGCACACUCAGACUGCGAGUCGAGACGCUAGAAGAGGCCGUCGAUGGUGCUUUGAACGCCGUGACGGGCGGAUGGGGCAUGUAA
This is a messenger RNA of Pyrenophora tritici-repentis Pt-1C-BFP, 1596 nucleotides long. Its product is annotated as Tymo-45kd-70kd multi-domain protein. NCBI's taxonomy places the organism in Eukaryota, Fungi, Ascomycota, Dothideomycetes, Pleosporales, Pleosporaceae. The record is from RefSeq and is a predicted model, not a curated record.